GAGUAGAAAAUAAAAACGCUUUCAUCGCUACUGAAUAUAUUCGUAAAGGCAAAUGGGAAAAAUUGCCUGAUAAUAUCAAAGAGGAAAUGAAAAGCAGAUUGAGUGAUAGAGAAGGAGAAUUAUAUUUUUCUAUAUUAAUCUACCACCCCCAAGAAUUUUAUUCGGUUCUUUUAACCUAUCACACUGCCGUUUACGACAUUUGGUUAAUGACUUUGGACCCGGUCGCUAUCACUUUUCGUUUAGACAGUUUGCUUGGCAGUUUGUCUAGUUAUAAAAAUAGCGAAAAGGAAUUAUUAUCAAUUAUUAAAGUUUUCGAGGAGUUGAAUAAAGAAAAAAAGCGAAUGGAGAAAACAACUAGGGACCUAAAAUCUUUCGGGGGCACUUGGAACAGGAUGGAUAUUACUAAGAUUUUAGCCGACGUUCAGGAAAAAAUAAAUACUUCAGGGGACAAAAAGUUUGUUGAAAAUUUGCGAAAAAAUG
Messenger RNA from Racocetra persica, 480 nucleotides. Lineage: Eukaryota; Fungi; Glomeromycota; Glomeromycetes; Diversisporales; Gigasporaceae. The record is from the annotation of a GenBank genome assembly.